AUGAGACCUAAAAUACUCAGGCCUCAGGUGCACUCUGCUGCGGCGGCGCUUGUGCGCUUCGCGUCGGCGUCUUCCUCGUCGUCGUCUGCUCAUCAGGGUGUCUUACAGCCUUCUGCUUCCUUGAUGGAUAAGAAGAAGGUAGAAGAGAAGAAACUGCCGCCUUUGGCUGUCAUGCGUACUAAGACACUGGUGCGGUCUUUGCUGUUUACGUCUGUGAUGGCGUCGCCGUUACUUCUGAAGUCUAGCCUGUCUGCGUUGAAAUUUGUCGUCGAGUCCAAGUCCCCGCUGCUCAGUCCGUCCAAGAACCCGCUUAUGAACUACCUUUUGCGGACGACGAUUUACAAUCAUUUCUGUGCGGGGGCCAACGAGGUGCAGGUGCGUGGGACGGUACGCCAUAUGAAAGACCUUGGCUUCAAGGGGGUUAUUCUGGGGUAUGCAAGGGAGUCGGUGGUGAGUCUGGAAGACCCGGGCGUGCAGGAGAAGCCACCGGCUUGCCAACAGGCAGUGCUGGACUAUGCUAUUGAGGAAUGGAAGCAGGGGAACUUGCGGACCCUGGGCAUGAUCGGGAAGGGAGACUUCCUGGGCAUUAAGUUCACCGGCGCCGGACCAGCGGCCGUAGAGGCCCUCGCGCGCGGCGACGCCCAACCACCACCGAAGAUGCUACAGGCCAUUACGGAGAUCUGCGAGGCAAUUGCCGCACAGGAGUCCCGGCUGUGGAUUGACGCUGAGCAGCAGGUCUUCCAACCAACGAUCGACGCAUGGACUAUCGACUUGAUGCGGCGGUUCAACCGGAACGGGAAGGUCGUGGUCUACAACACUAUUCAAGCCUACCUGAAGGCGUCAGUUGAGAAUGUCCACCGCCACUUGACGCUUGCAGCUGCCGAGGGCUGGACUCUGGGGAUCAAGCUGGUACGCGGCGCGUACAUCGCACACGACCAUCGGUCCUGCAUUCACGACACCAAGGCAGAAACAGACCGCAGCUACAACCACAUCGUCGAAAGUAUCCUCACCCGCCAGUUUCCGUUGGAUACAGGUCGCUCACAGCUGAAAUUCCCUGACACCCGACUGUUCGUGGCGUCACACAAUGCUGACAGCGUGCGCAAAGCCUACUCCCUCUCUCGGUACCGACUGCAGAACGGACUGCCCACUGUUCCAGUAGAGGUGGGCCAGUUGCAGGGAAUGGCGGACGAGAUAAGCUGCGGUUUGAUCGCCGAGAACCUCCAGGCCUCCGCCACCGCGGACCACCUUCCCGAGAACCCGGGCGUAUUCAAGUGUCUGGCGUGGGGGUCAAUUGAGGAGUGUUUACAUUUCCUGCUGCGUCGGGCGGUUGAGAACCAGUCAGCUAUGGGCCGUACACACGAGACGCUGAAAGCACUCAAACGGGAAGCAUGGAGGCGGGUUGGAUGGUCUUGA
This is a messenger RNA of Aspergillus candidus, 1413 nucleotides long. Its product is annotated as putative proline oxidase Put1. The record is from RefSeq and is a predicted model, not a curated record. Gene Ontology annotation, molecular function: proline dehydrogenase activity; FAD binding. Gene Ontology annotation, cellular component: mitochondrion. Lineage: Eukaryota; Fungi; Ascomycota; Eurotiomycetes; Eurotiales; Aspergillaceae. The transcript has 2 exons. The coding region runs from base 1 to 1413 and encodes 470 amino acids.